AUGUGGACCGCGAGGCACCUGCCGCAGCUGAUGUCCCUGGAGGGUCAUGAGCGCGCGCUGGCGGAGGCGACGCUGGCCCCGGUGCGCAACGUGAGCGCGCCCGCAGCGGAGGAGGAGGACGGGGGCGCGCACGGAGCACAGCACCGGCAGCAGGUCACGUGGGUCGCGACGCUGCUCGCGGGGGUCCUCAUCACCACCAUCGUAGUGGACGUCAUCGGGAACCUGCUCGUGAUCGUGUCCGUGUUCAGGAACCGCAAACUCAGGAAAGCAGGAAACGCCUUCGUAGUGAGCCUCGCCCUGGCCGACCUGGUGGUGGCGCUAUACCCUUACCCGCUGGUCCUGUCGGCCAUCUUUAACGACGGCUGGAUCGCGGGCUACCUCCACUGUCAGAUCAGCGGCUUCCUCAUGGGACUCAGCGUGAUCGGCUCCAUUUUCAACAUCACCGGAAUCGCCAUCAACCGCUACUGCUACAUCUGCCACAGCCUGAAAUACGACAAACUCUUCUCCAAUGCCAAUACCAUGUGCUACGUCGUGCUCGUUUGGGUGCUAACCAUCCUCGCUAUCGUGCCAAAUUGGUUCGUAGAGUCUUUGCAGUACGAUCCAAGAGUGUAUUCCUGUACUUUUGCCCAGUCCGUCAGCUCCCUCUACACCAUAACCGUCGUAGUUGUCCAUUUUAUUUUACCCAUCGGAAUAGUCACGUAUUGCUAUCUACGGAUUUGGAUUUUGGUUAUUCAAGUUCGUCGUAGAGUGAAGCCGGACACGAGGGCGAAAAUCAAACCGCACGAUAUCCGAAAUUUCCUGACGAUGUUUGUGGUCUUUGUGCUCUUCGCCGUUUGCUGGGCACCGCUGAACUUCAUCGGGCUGGCCGUGGCGCUGGACUCGCGUUUGGGGACCGCCAUACCAGAGUGGCUGUUCACGGCGAGCUACUUCAUGGCGUAUUUUAACAGCUGUUUGAACGCAGUGGUGUACGGCGUUUUGAAUCAUAAUUUCAGGAAGGAGUACAAAAGGAUCGUGCUCAUAAUAUUUAGGUUUCACUGCUGA
This is a messenger RNA of Boleophthalmus pectinirostris (great blue-spotted mudskipper), 1041 nucleotides long. It is a transcript of the gene mtnr1al, whose product is annotated as melatonin receptor type 1A like. Bases 1 to 1041 code for a protein of 346 amino acids. Gene Ontology annotation, biological process: G protein-coupled receptor signaling pathway. NCBI's taxonomy places the organism in Eukaryota, Metazoa, Chordata, Actinopteri, Gobiiformes, Gobiidae. Gene Ontology annotation, molecular function: melatonin receptor activity. The record is from RefSeq and is a predicted model, not a curated record. The transcript is spliced from 2 exons. Gene Ontology annotation, cellular component: membrane.